AUGUAGAAGGAUUAAAUGAGUAAUAACAAUAUUAAACAUAUCCAUUCAAUAGUGGGAGGUAGAACUAUAAUAAAUUUGAUGAUUUUAGUUAUGGAGUUUGGAGCAAAUACCUUCCUUUAAGUACAAUUUUCUAAGUUGGAUUAAUAGGAAUGUUUGAUAGUCCCUGCUUUCUUUAAAACUCUAUUAUUGAAAAUACAAAUAAAGAAAUUAACUUUCUCUAUUAUGAUUGUGUUGAUCAAUAAACUAAUACUAUUUAAAAGAAGGUUUAAUUUCUAAGUAGUGAUAAUUAAAUGCACAAUUAUAAAUAUGAAAUUGAUCCUUUAAUGUAUGAAAUUAUUGGUAUUUUUUGGACUGAAUAUAGGAAGAAAGUCUUGGAUUUUUUAUAUUUUAAGGAGAAAUUUUAAUAACAAGUUAACAAUUAAAUAUUUAAGGUCCUUUUAAACAUUAAGAUUCAACAAUAGUUAUAGGAGGAGGUUUAAUUUUAUAAUACAAAAAUUUAUUUACUUUAUAGAAGAAUUAUAAAUACUUUGGAUUCAAGAAAUUUAAAAGUUUUCUUAUUUUCCUGGAAAAUUGGCAAUAUUACACCCAACUAAAGAAAAUCUUUAAGAAAAUUAUGAGAGAUUUGAUUAUUUCAAGAGUUACUCAAAAAAAUGUACAAUCCAAAAUGCAUUAGCUAAACUAAUUCAAUAUAAAAUUUACCAGAUUUAGAAAUUUCCAAAUUAAACCUUGAGUAUUUGCUUCAGAAAAUUUAAAUUGUGA
Paramecium pentaurelia is the source of this 759-nucleotide messenger RNA. The record is from the annotation of a GenBank genome assembly. Lineage: Eukaryota; Ciliophora; Oligohymenophorea; Peniculida; Parameciidae.